Molecule: messenger RNA, 3237 nt
Organism: Owenia fusiformis
Lineage: Eukaryota; Metazoa; Annelida; Polychaeta; Sabellida; Oweniidae
Source: the annotation of a GenBank genome assembly
AAAUUACAGUGUUGAUUCUCUUCCUUCCACAAAAAAUCUAAAAAAUUUUGUUUAUCGCUUUAUGAUAAUAUUGACACUUAUUAGCAGUAUUAGAAUAUAUUAUUCAUCUCACCAUAAUAUUUACAUAGAUAUACACCGUGUUAUUGAGUGCUCACAGAACCAUGGAUUAAUGAUCAUUCUGAACAACUUAAUAAUUCAAUUAAAGAAACAAUAAUGGAUGAGAGCUCCAACAAUGUAAAAGCAGUAUUGGAUGGAUUACCUGACUCUGUAUCUAAUACAGAACCAGAAAGUUUGUACCCUAGGGAUAUAAAGAACAACUUAGAUUCAACCCUGAAUGAGUUGGAGUAUGCCACUCACUUACCAACUGAACAAGCACAGCAUCCAGCCAAACAGGAUGAAGAUUCCAUUCAGCAUGAGCUACUUCAAGUCCCAGUAGAGCAUCACUCAAUGGAACAGGCACCCUAUCCAGUCCUCCAUGGCAUACUAAAAAAUCCAGAUAUCAAGAUGCAAGCGACAAGUCUUAAUGAGGGAGAACAUCACACAAUGGAGGUGGUACCCAAGGCACUCAACCAAGAUUCUCUUCUGGAAUAUGAAAACGCCAAUGUUGAAUCCCAUGAUAAGAGUGCUAUGUUGAAGGUGUUUGGAACCAUCACAGCUACUUUAACACAAGAUGUCUUAAACAGAAUUCCAGGUGCAAUUGAUGCAAAACUUUUAUUUCUGAGCCAUAUUCCAAAAAAUCCAAACAGAUCUGAUCUGAAAAUCAACAUUGCAGAAAACAACGAUGUGUCACUGGAAGGAGAUAUCCCAACUUUAUCUAGCAUCGAACACGAGCUGAAUGAGUUAUUUGAAUUCCCGAAAACAAAAUGUGAUAAAAGCAUUGAAUGCACUCUUCUGAAGCCAGUCUAUUCAAGACAUGGGCGACUUGUUAAACCUAUUUCAAGGGAUAGUCCAGUGGAAUCAAAACCUGCCAAGACGACAGGUAGUUCUUUACGUAUACGUGUAAAAAUAGAUGAAAGCAAUAAUAAGGAUCAAACAAAUGAUGAACAGUGUGCCAAAGAAAGGAUAAGAGACAAUCAGAAGAUUGAUGAUGAUAAUGAGGAUUCUAAAGAUGAUGAUGGUGAUAAUCCUGAUAAGGAAGACUUGGAUGAUAGUGAUAUGGAUGUUGACUAUGAUCCUACCAAAGAUGAUGAAGAUGAAGGCUCCAAGAGUGAAAAAGAAAAUAAAAGAAGGAAAAGACGAAAAAGAGGUUUAGGAUUUAGAUCAAAGUCAACAAAAGACUAUGAAAAAGAUACGCCAUACAAAUUUUUCUGUAAAAUAUGCUCUUACAAAACUAAAAGAGAAAAACACUUGAUAAAACACAGAAUGGUUCAUGAACAGAAGAACCCUAAACUCUACAAAUGUUCGCAGUGUGACUUUACAGCUAUCAGGCAGGGCCACUAUAAAAGACAUCUAAUUCGCCACAGUGAGGAUAUUAUAAAGUGUAAAUUAUGCAGUUAUGUGACCAACUUAUUAUCAUGCAUGGACCGACAUGUUAAGAAAAGACACCCUGCUGAACAUAUGAAAUCAAUGCAAAAGUAUCAGUGUGAAUUUGGCGAUUGUACGUAUUCAACAUCAAAUAAGAUUCUACUUGAGAGGCAUAAUUCUAGGCAUGAGUCGGGAGUUGGUGUAGAUGAAGAAGGAAAUGUCAUUCCCUUUGAGUGCAAAGAGUGUGAUUAUAAAACAGUACGCCGAGAACACUUUUUACGCCAUACUAAACAUGUUCAUAGUGAGGAUCGGCCGCAUCUUUGUGAUAUGUGUGGCCGGGGAUUUAAGAGGAAGGAUGCUCUACAACAGCAUAGGUUUAUACAUUUGAACCCUGAAGAACGUCACUACCAAUUCAAUUGCAAAGUGUGUCGCAAAGGAUUCAGAGCCCAAGCACAUCUGAAAGAGCAUAUGUCAAUUCACUCACCACUAAAGGCAUUCCUUUGCGAGGUUUGUGGGGCUGCAUUUAAGACAAAAUCAGUUCAACAAAAACACAUCAAUACAAUCCACAAAAAUCCACGUGCCUUCCCAUGUGCAUUUUGUUCGAAAAAAUUCAAUAGAAAAUUCUCUUUGAUUCGACAUCUUAGAACCCACGAUACUCCUGGAAUGCAGAAAUUGAACACUGGACUUGAUUUCGACAGGAAACCACAGAUUCAGAAUGCGGAGUUGCUUGAUGCUGUGGAGACCAAGUUUCAACAGCAGGAUUCUCAAGAUACGCAACAGAUUCAGGUUAUAGAAGUGGUCCCCUCUGAUCACGACAUCUAUCUGCAGACUGGACCUGGUGGUAACUAUGAGGUGCAGACCCUACAGACCUACCAGUUUGGGGGUCAAGCCUACCCUAUAGACUCUCAACAGCAAACAAUCCAGUUAGGUAGUCAACAAGUCCAGGUGGAUGAACAACAAGUUCAGGAAGGCAAUCAGCCUGUCCAAAUGGGCUCUCAGCAAAUUGUCCAUCUUGGCUCUCAACAGCUUGGUCAACUAGUACAGCUCAGUAAUAUACAAGUGGAGGAUGGAUCUCAUGUAGGUAGCCAAAAGACAGUUCAAAUAGGUAGCCAGGAAAGUGUUCAGGUUGGCAGUGAGGAGGAUGCUGUCAUUCAGGAUGAUAACCAGACUGUCAGACAAGUUCCUGUGACUGUUGAGGAGACUGAUGGCCAGCAACAGGUUGUCUCCCAGGCACAGUUUAUACCAGCAAAUGAGGCAUCUACAGCUCUGCUUUAUCUAACUAACAAUUAUCAGCAAUAUUAGUUUCAGCUCUUGUCCUCAAUUUUUAAUUUUACAGAAACAAGAGAAAGUAGGUUUAUUUUAAAUUCAGUUUUUGUUACACAUAGGUUUUAUUAUUGGAAAUUCUCAAUCCAAAGCAGUGAAAUAGUGACGUACACAUUUUAAAGCAUAGAUGUAAGCUUCAUUUAGAAAUAAACAACAAACAAAAUGUAAUUUGAAUAUUUUAUCUUACAUCAGUAGAUGCUGCUUCAUUGUCAAAGCUGUCCAAGAUAAGAUUUGCUUAUUCACGGAAUGGGUUUAUUUGGUUGGUAAUCUUUUUAAAACAAAUCCACUUACCCUAUCCAGCUUGAAUUUUAUCCAAUGAUGUAUGGGGGCAUUCAGGUUUGAAGUUGACUUCUGUUUGGAAGGCUACCCACUUGAGCAAAUGUUAAUUAUUUCGGGUGGUGUAGUAUAGAUGGAGUUGUUUCAAAUUGAAUAUCUGAUUGAGUAGUAUAC